Molecule: messenger RNA, 874 nt
Organism: Erinaceus europaeus (western European hedgehog)
Lineage: Eukaryota; Metazoa; Chordata; Mammalia; Eulipotyphla; Erinaceidae
Gene: PSORS1C2
Product: psoriasis susceptibility 1 candidate 2
Exons: 2
Coding region: 88-498 (136 amino acids)
Source: RefSeq, a predicted model, not a curated record
GACUGACCUCCUUCCUUAUAAAACCCCUUGGGGUUCCUAGGCACCCAGACUUAGCCCACCCCCGACACUGGGGGCCAGGAGACAGUCAUGAUGCUCAACUGGAAACUGCUGGGGAUCUUGAUCCUUUGCCUGUGUGCUGGAGGCAUCUCAGGCAGCGGAGACCACCCUUCUCUCCCACCCACAGAAGCUGGAGAGGAGGAGGGCCCCCCAACACUACCUCAGGGCCCCCCUAUCCCUGGUGACCCUUGGCCAGGGGCGCCACCUCUCUUUGAGGACCCUCCACCUCCAGGCCCCAAUCGUCCCUGGAGAGACCUGCCUAAUUCUGGAGACUGGCCUCCUAAGCCCCCAACAACCACUCCUCCUCAGCCUCCCAGACCUGAUGAUCCCUGGCCAGCAGGACCUCAACCACCAGAAAACCCCUGGCCCCCUGCCCCUGAGGUGGACCAUGGAUCCCAGGAGGAGCCAGACCUCGACCCACCCCGGGAAGAGUACAGAUAACAGGAUGCUGCAGAGGCCUUCUCUUGUCCAGGCUGCGAGCACCUGAGCCCAUCUGUACCCUCUGUUCCUCUCAAAUUCUCUCCAAUUUGACCUAAAUCCUUAAUCCUCUUCCUCAUUACUCUUAUUAUGAACCCUAAAGAAAUCGCUCUGUUUUCUGUCUCCUCUUAAGACCCUAUUUACCCCUCGCAUUUCCCCCUCCUUUUUCUCUUAGAGCUAAACACCCCUACCUCGCCAGUCCUCUUCCCUUCCAUCUUCUCUUUCUUGGGGUGGAGCUAGCACCACUGAGUUCUCUGCUGCCACCUGGUGGUCUGUGACCGGAAGCUAUCAGGAAGAUGUGCUUCCAUGAAUGAAAACAAAAUAAACAUCAUGUGUUCUU